Dictyostelium discoideum AX4 is the source of this 834-nucleotide messenger RNA. RefSeq lists its product as hypothetical. Lineage: Eukaryota; Evosea; Eumycetozoa; Dictyosteliales; Dictyosteliaceae. The transcript has 2 exons. The record is from RefSeq and is a predicted model, not a curated record. The coding region runs from base 1 to 834 and encodes 277 amino acids.
AUGCCUCUCCCAUUAAGUCAAAGAAAAUCAUUAAGAGAUAAUGAAGAACACUUAAAAAAUGCUCAUGAAACAAUUAAAUCAGCAUUAGGAGUUGAUUGGACUUUUGAAUUUGAUUUUGAUCUUAUUACAUCAAAAUGUAAAGAUACAUACGUUCAAGAAUCAUUAGGUGAAUGUUUCUAUAAAGAAGUUGCCACCAGUGUUGCCGAAUGUAUUGCAGAACAAACCAAAGAUGAAAUGAUUAAAGAAGCUUUAUUAGAAGCCAACACCAAUCAAAAGAUUAUUGUUGCACCAAAUGAAGAUAAAAAAUUCACUCAAUAUUGGGCAUACGAAUUUGUUAAUGGUGAUUUAAGAGUUCACUUUAGACCAAGUAUUGCAAACAUUUCCGAUGUUAAAUAUUUUAAACUUGCAAGUGUAAUUCCAUCACCAGGUGUUUUCUCAUUACCAGCUCGUAUUAAUCUCAAAGAGAAUGCUGAAAAGUUCACUGAAGCUUUAGAAAAAGCUAAAGAAGUUACUAAAAUGGAUUGGUCAUAUGAUGAAAGUUCAUUGGAAACUGUUUAUCCAAAUAUUGAACCAACUUAUCAAGAAAGAAUUGGUGACAUUUUCAGUGAAAUAGUUACAAACAUUUGUUACAAUCUUGCAACAAGAAGUGCUGAUGCAAUGGUACUUGAAGCAUUACAAGAAAUCGCUCCAAAUGCUAAAAUCGUAUUCAAAUUUGAUUCAAAACAAUCUGAUUAUUGGGUUUGGAAAUUUGUUGGUGGUGAUUUAGUUGUAUCAUUCAAAUCAAUUUGUAAUACUGGUGAUAACAGUUAUCUUGAUUUUGAAAAAUUACUUUAA